Molecule: messenger RNA, 2126 nt
Organism: Salvia miltiorrhiza (redroot sage)
Lineage: Eukaryota; Viridiplantae; Streptophyta; Magnoliopsida; Lamiales; Lamiaceae
Product: 3-hydroxy-3-methylglutaryl-coenzyme A reductase-like
Exons: 1
Coding region: 243-1931 (562 amino acids)
Biological process (GO): coenzyme A metabolic process; isoprenoid biosynthetic process; sterol biosynthetic process
Cellular component (GO): endoplasmic reticulum membrane; peroxisomal membrane
Molecular function (GO): protein binding; hydroxymethylglutaryl-CoA reductase (NADPH) activity
Source: RefSeq, a predicted model, not a curated record
CACACCCAAAAUUCAAUCAAAUGCUACAAUUUGCGGCAGCAUUUUUUAAGCAAGAACCCUCACCUCACCUUCCUUUUGAAUUUUAACCAACAAAUUCAUAUUAUAAAUACCAUCAUUAGUCAUUCAAUUCAUUUCACCAAACACCAAAUUUCCAAUUCCAGCAGCGAGCAGUGCAGUCCAGCCUACUCUGCCUGCUCUCUCUCUCUCUCUCUACCUCUCUUUCUCUCUCAAGCUUGAUCGGAAUGGAGGCCCGCCGCCGUGAGAAUAAGCUUAAGCUCGCCGAUGAGUCGGUGAAGGCCUCCGACGCCCUCCCGCUGCCGCUCUACCUCACCAACGCCUUCUUCUUCACUCUCUUCUUCUCGGUGGUUUACUUCCUGCUCCUCCGGUGGCGCGAGAAGAUCCGCAACUCCACCCCUCUCCACGUCGUUACUGUCUCCGACAUCGCCGCCGUCCUCACAUUCGUCGCCUCCUUCAUCUACCUUCUCGGCUUCUUCGGCAUCGGCUUCGUCCAGUCCAUCAUCAUCCCCCGCGCUCCCCUCGAGGACGUCACCGACGAUGAGGACGAAAUCAGCGAUUUUGACCGUUUGAUGGUGAAGGAGGAUUCACCUAAAAUCCCCUGCGCCGCCGCCGCCCCCAAAUCCGAUUAUCUCAAAAUUGAGAAGAUUGAGGUUACCGACGAGCAAGACGAGGAAAUUGUGAAGUCGGUGGUGGAGGGGAAGAUCCCCUCCUACGCCCUAGAAUCGAAAUUGGGCGAUUGCCGCCGCGCCGCGGCCAUCCGCCGUGAGGCUUUGCAGCGGAUAACCGGAAAGUCUCUGGAGGGGCUUCCUUUGAACGGAUUCGAUUACGAGUCGAUCCUCGGACAGUGCUGCGAGAUGCCGGUGGGAUACGUGCAGAUUCCGGUCGGCAUUGCCGGCCCGCUGUUGCUGGAUGAGCACGAGUACUCGGUGCCCAUGGCGACGACGGAGGGGUGCUUGGUCGCGAGCACAAACAGAGGAUGCAAGGCUAUCUACGCCUCCGGCGGCGCCACCAGCUCCCUCUACAGGGACGCCAUGACCAGAGCUCCCGUCGUCCGCUUCCCCUCCGCCAAGAGAGCCGCAGAGCUGAAGCUCUUCCUCGAAGAUCCUCUCAACUUCGAGACCCUCUCGAUGGUGUUCAACAGCUCCAGCAGAUUCGGGCGGCUACAGAGCAUCAAAUGCGCCAUCGCGGGGAAGAAUCUGUACAUCCGAUUCUCGUGCAGCACGGGGGACGCCAUGGGGAUGAACAUGGUGUCCAAGGGCGUGCAGAACACCUUGGACUUCCUCAACAACCAGUUCCCCGACAUGGACGUCAUGGGCAUCUCCGGAAACUACUGCUCCGACAAGAAGCCCGCCGCGGUGAACUGGAUCGAAGGGCGGGGCAAAUCCGUUGUGUGUGAAGCCGUCAUCACUGGAGACGUAGUGAAGAAGGUGCUCAAGACCGACGUCGCCUCCUUAGUGGAGCUCAACAUGCUGAAGAAUCUCACCGGCUCCGCCAUGGCCGGAGCUCUCGGGGGCUUCAACGCGCAUGCUAGCAACAUCGUCUCGGCGAUCUACAUAGCGACGGGGCAGGAUCCGGCGCAGAAUAUCGAGAGCUCGCACUGCAUCACGAUGAUGGAAGCGGUGAACGACGGGAAGGACCUUCAUGUCUCAGUAACGAUGCCUUGCAUUGAGGUUGGGACAGUCGGAGGCGGGACUCAGCUGGCGUCGCAGUCGGCGUGCCUGAAUCUGCUGGGGGUGAAGGGAGCCAAUAAGGAGGCUCCCGGAUCCAACGCCCGCCUCUUAGCCACCAUUGUCGCCGGUGCGGUUCUUGCCGGAGAGCUGUCUCUGAUGUCGGCCAUUGCUGCGGGCCAACUGGUGAAGAGCCAUAUGAAAUACAAUAGGUCUAAUAAGGAUGUUGCGAGCAUGAAGUCUUGAGCAAUGAGAUUCUUCUUGUUUCCAAAUAAUAACGGUGCUAGCCAUGUAAAUGGAGGGGAGGGAUAUAGCUUAAAACUUUUUAUUUAAUUGUUUCUAUUCGGUUAUAUUCUUUAGUAGACUUUUGUAUUCUGGAUUUCUCCUUAGUUUAUGAGGAAGGCAAGUAUUUCAAUGAACUCUGGGGCUUCUCCUAUAAAA